This is a messenger RNA of Magallana angulata, 2721 nucleotides long. RefSeq names its product delta-like protein 1. Gene Ontology annotation, molecular function: calcium ion binding. Gene Ontology annotation, cellular component: protein-containing complex; plasma membrane. The record is from RefSeq and is a predicted model, not a curated record. Bases 769 to 2574 code for a protein of 601 amino acids. Gene Ontology annotation, biological process: establishment or maintenance of epithelial cell apical/basal polarity; multicellular organism development; heterophilic cell-cell adhesion. The transcript has 9 exons. Lineage: Eukaryota; Metazoa; Mollusca; Bivalvia; Ostreida; Ostreidae.
GAGAAGAUGUUUCUAUGUUGAAAUGCAAUAAACAGUGUUCGGUCCGUCGAAGAAGAAAAAAAAUAACAACAAAACAAAUUGAGUAAUCUAAACAACCGCACUGCUCUCUGACAUUGUUUAGUCUCCUCAGACUCUGGAUUUUUUAAGGAAAAAAAAAUGAAGCAUGGCAGAAGGAUGUACAUAUCAAAACUAUGUAAUGGUGUGUGACAAUUGGCGUUCUGUUUUACGGCCGCCAAUAUGCGGUUAGAGUACAAGCUCUGAUGUCUGCUAGAUAUAGUAGGCCACCAGGCACGCAGAUAAUCCCCCUAACUGUACCAUAAAAUCUACACCAAAUACCAAAAAAAUCCAACAGUCAAUGAUUCCUGCUACGAGGGUCAUCCAAAAAUCGAAUAUCAAACGGAUUUCAAAGUUUUAGCUUUACACUAAAACUGACAGCUCGGGGGUUCACGCCCUAGACUUUGACGAUGCAGUGGAACUGCAUGUCGCCGAACAGAGAACGCGACAGUUUUUGAUUUUUUUUCCCGAAAGAAUUUUAUUACAAAGAGCAUGCAAAGGGACGAUAAGGAGGAGGCUGCGUCAAAAUUCGGCAAAACUCAAGAUCAGAAUUAGUUCUAGCGCGUCGCUCGCUUGGCAGUUAUAUUAUUGAUGCACGCGCACGCCUGCGCGCCGGUCAGCUCUCGAGUCCGGAGAUGUGUUAAUAUGCCAGCAGAGUUCAUUUAUAGAAAUGAUGAAACAAUUAAUUUACUUAAACUCCACUUUUUGUAGAAAAUGGGAGGAUUAUAUGUUGGACUAACUCUCAUGCUGACUUUCAAUAUGGUUGUAGGAACCGGUCGUUUCGAGGUUUCAAUUUUGGCGUACUUCAAUGAAAGUGGACGGAUGGCGGGCGAAUCAUGUUGUUCCGGGUCACGUGAUAACGAUACGUGCUUAUCACUUUGUCCUACCUUCCUCACUGUCUGUCUCCAACACCAUUCGGCCUUUAUCCCAGAAUUCCCUGCGUGUACGUAUGGACAUGCUGUUACUCCUGUCUUCAACCGUAGUUUGACCGAUGACGUCAAACCCACAAAGAAUAUGUACUUUAUCAAAAUUCCAUUCCAGUUUUCUUGGCCUGAAUCGUUUUCUCUGGUGAUAGACGCAUGGCAAGAACCCCAACUAAAUCAAUCCGCUAAAGAUCUCUCUAAUAGAAUCUUACGAGACGUUGUACGAGACAAACUUACUCCUCCUUCCCUGUGGGUGAAGAGACGGACAAAGACGGCUCAGUUAGAGCUCAUCUAUGAGUACCGAGUAGUUUGUGACGAGUUCUACUAUAGCGACACCUGUGAGCAGAUUUGUAGACACAGGAACGACAACUUUGGUCACUACGUGUGCGACGAAACAGGGUCCAAAGUCUGUCUUCCAGGAUGGCAGGGAGAGUUUUGUCAAGAAGCGGUUUGCACUGAGAAGUGUAACCGUAGCCGUGGGUAUUGCGACAAACCUUUUGAGUGCAGAUGUCUUCUGGGCUGGACGGGGGAAUCAUGCGAUAAGUGUAUUCCUAAUCCCGGUUGUGUGCACGGAUUUUGUUACGAGCCGUGGCAAUGCAUCUGUCAGAGUGGUUGGGGUGGUAGAUACUGCAACAUUGACCAACAUUAUUGCACCAACCAUCAGCCCUGCAGAAAUGGCGGAACUUGUAUUAACGACGCGAACAAGAAUUUCACUUGCGCAUGUUCGGUUGGAUAUACUGGUCAGAGAUGCGAGAAUGUGGUCUGCUAUAAUAGCAUCUGUCAAAAUGGCGGGAAAUGUCAGAUCUGGUAUCCAAGUAUUAUGGCCUUAUUUCAGGGAACUUCGGAAAAUAAUGCUUCAUGCGUUUGUCCCAAUGGUUUCUAUGGUCAACAUUGUGAAUACAAGAAACAUUAUUGUAAAGACACAAAUUGCGCCAAUGCUGGCACGUGUGUUGAAGAAGCAAACGGUGUACGUUGUUUGUGUGUAGAAGGAUUUGAAGGAAAUUAUUGCGAAAGUGAAAUUGACGAAUGUCGAUCAAAUCCUUGCAAAAACGGUGGCACCUGUUUGGAUGGAGUCAAUGAUUUCAUAUGUCGCUGCAGGGAAAACUACAUCGGUAAGACUUGUGGGAUAAUUAUGGACCCUUGUCACGGAAUCACGUGCUUAAAUGGCGGCCGAUGUGAUAUCACUGUCAGCUUCCGGGGAGAGUGCGCAUGCCCAAGCGGCUUUACGGGAAAGCGUUGCGAGUCCAGCAUGCAAGUUUGUGAGAGUAUGCCUUGUGGAAACGGCGGCAGUUGCGUCGCCAAUAAAAAUAAAUACAGUUGUGUUUGUUUGAAAGGUUACUAUGGGGAUCGCUGUGAAUAUUCGUCGUUCAUUUGUACACCCAACUCAUGUCAAAAUGGUGGCAUUUGCAAACAGCACAAAAACCGUACCAGUUGUAUAUGUCCUUCUGAAUUUGUCGGAGACAGAUGUGAAAGUUCAGUUAUCCAGUUGGAAGAAAAUUUUUCAGGGGCCUUUUCUCCGAACUCUAGUGUAUCUUUUCAUCCUCAUUCAUUGUUUACUCUAUUUCUGAUAUUUUUAAAUUUACUUAUUCCCACGUGACAUUUCGCAUCAGACACAAUGCUACCGGUGACAAUUAUGCCGAUAAUGUUUUUUAUUCGGUGUUCUGGUAAUGUUCCUGACAUUUUUGGAGCAUUUGCUGUACAUUUCAUUCCGUUCUGAAUGCAUCGAUUAUACAUGUACUUUCGU